Molecule: messenger RNA, 820 nt
Organism: Gossypium raimondii (Peruvian cotton)
Lineage: Eukaryota; Viridiplantae; Streptophyta; Magnoliopsida; Malvales; Malvaceae
Product: kiwellin
Exons: 1
Coding region: 27-674 (215 amino acids)
Source: RefSeq, a predicted model, not a curated record
UAAACUAUUUAGCUUUCUUAAUUUACAUGGCAAACAUUUUACGUUUAGCCUCUCUUUCUGUUUUCUUCUUUUUUAUAAUUUAUUCUCCCUUAUUUUCUAAUGCUCUCUCCGAUUGCAAUGGUCCAUGUCGAGACUUGAACGAUUGCUCUGGUCAGCUCAUUUGCAUCGACGGCAAAUGCAAUGAUGACCCUGAUGUGGGGACUCAUAUCUGUCGAGGAAGUAGCCCCUCACCUCCGACUGGGAACUGCCAGCCCUCUGGUUCUCUUCAAUGCCAAGGCCAAAUUUAUCCUACUUAUAAAUGCUCACCUCCAGUUACAUCCUCCACCAAAGCUAAAUUAACAAACAAUGAUUUUAGUCAAGGUGGUGCUGGAGGGGGUCCGUCUGAAUGUGAUGAGCAAUACCAUAGCAACUCCGAGCGUAUAGUGGCGCUUUCCACUGGGUGGUAUAAUGGUGGGUCAAGUUGCGAGAAGAUGAUACGGAUCAAAGCGAGCAAUGGGAAAAAUGUGACAGCUAAGGUGGUUGACGAAUGUGACUCCAUGCGUGGUUGUGAUGAAGAACAUGCAUACCAACCUCCUUGUAAGAAUAACAUUGUUGAUGCGUCUGAUGCAGUGUGGAGUGCUUUGGAGCUCAAUAAAGAUGUGGGAAUUGUAGAUGUUACAUGGUCCAUGGCCUAAGGUUUAAAAAUAUGUUCUUGAAGAAUUUCUUUAACUUUGAAAUACUAUUGUUAUUAUGGUAAAAAACUAAGGGGUUAGAUUGAGAAAAAUAGGGUGGUAUAUGGUCCUUGGCCAUGGCAUCCGUAUGACAUGAAUCUUGCUCUUUG